This is a messenger RNA of Apaloderma vittatum (bar-tailed trogon), 482 nucleotides long. It is a transcript of the gene RPUSD1, whose product is annotated as RNA pseudouridylate synthase domain containing 1. Lineage: Eukaryota; Metazoa; Chordata; Aves; Trogoniformes; Trogonidae. The record is from RefSeq and is a predicted model, not a curated record. Gene Ontology annotation, biological process: pseudouridine synthesis. Gene Ontology annotation, molecular function: RNA binding; pseudouridine synthase activity.
GCUGUGAAAAUCCCAAGCCUUGCCAGUCGGAGCUGAUCGUGCUCGAGCACGGGUCCUACAGCGGAGACCCCGUCACCAAAGUGUUGCUGCAGCCGCUGACAGGGCGGACUCAUCAGCUUCGGGUUCACUGCAGCGCCAUCGGCCACCCCGUCGUGGGGGAAAAAAAGGACAGCAGCCCCUACCGCAUGAUGCUCCACGCCUACUACCUGCGCAUCCCCACCGGCAAGGAGCUCAUCGAGGUCUGCGCCCCCGACCCCUUCGUCACUGCCAUGGACAGCAACUGGGUGCCCCACCAGGUCGUUCACCAGCUGGACGAGACCAUCCAGGAGCUGAAGGACAAGACGGUGAAGAAGCAGGAGGAGGAGGAGAGUGAGGAAGCUGGUGGCGGGGGAGAAGAGGCACCGAGCAAAGCCAAGAGCCCGGAGACAGAGGAGCAGCGAGCCCGGUGUGAGCAGUGGUUGGCCGAGUGGGCUUUGGAGUGA